Sinocyclocheilus grahami is the source of this 1538-nucleotide messenger RNA. RefSeq names its product membrane-associated transporter protein-like. The coding region runs from base 54 to 1538 and encodes 494 amino acids. The transcript has 7 exons. Gene Ontology annotation, cellular component: membrane. The record is from RefSeq and is a predicted model, not a curated record. Lineage: Eukaryota; Metazoa; Chordata; Actinopteri; Cypriniformes; Cyprinidae. Gene Ontology annotation, molecular function: sucrose:proton symporter activity.
AGCUUUAUCGUUCAACUAUGCAGUAGGAAUUAAGCGUUUCAAGACCGACAACUAUGACUCUUCUAACCGAGGACCAGCCUUGCAGGUUCUCCGCACCGGACAGCCCACUCGCAUCCAUGGAGCACUACCCAGUGGACUCAGGGCCAAAAGAGGACUAUUUGGACUGCAUGGAACCAGCUGUGUUUGGAGCGGUGGAGCCCCCGAAGCACUCAAGAGGAAGGCUUAUCAUGCACGGCAUGGUCAUGUUUGGAAGGGAAUUCUACUAUGCCGUUGAGGCUGCGUUUGUUACGCCGGUGUUGUUGAGCGUUGGACUCCCCAGACAUCUGUACAGCCUGGUGUGGCUCAUCAGCCCUGUUUUGGGUUUUAUCCUACAGCCGGUCAUUGGCUCCACAAGCGACUACUGUAGGUCCCCAUGGGGCCGAAGGCGACCGUACAUACUCUUCCUCAGGAUUAUAAUGUUAGUGGGCCUGACUUUUUUUCUAAAUGGAGAUGCGGUCACAUCAGUGCCUUAUCUGACUUUUGAAGAAGCAUUUUGGUUUUUACAAAUAGAGCACAUCCCACCGAACCUUUCAGUUGUGUUUGAUUUUCUGAGCUUGAUUUUUUUUCAAAGCAGUCUGCUGUGUUUCCUUGCAGGUUUAGGUGGAGCCUGUGGAUACCUGAUUGGAGCCAUGGACUGGGGUCACUCUGCUCUUGGUGUCAUACUGGGUUCAGAAUACCAAGUUAUCUAUUUUUUCUCAUCACUGACCUGGGGCAUUUUUCUCACCAUGCACCUUUUCAGCAUCCCAGAGAAACCACUAAUCAAAGAUCACAGUUCGGACUCUUGUCCAGCCACGGCUCUGCUCCUGGAGAACACACAUCAUAACGGCUACGGCGCAGUAUACAAAGUAUACAUAUUUUCUGCCCUGAGUGAAGCCAAUGCAGUCACACCCAGUAUCAAGCAGCCUAGCAGCGAGGUACAGAAGAGAAUGACCCUGAAAUCUCUACUGUCAGCUGUGAUUAGCAUGCCCUGCCAUUACCGCUGUCUGUGUGUGAGUCAUCUGUUAGGCUGGACGGCCUUCCUUUGCAACAUGCUCUUCUUCACUGACUUCAUGGGGCAGAUUGUAUAUAAGGGGAACCCCUAUGCUGAACACAAUUCCACCUCCUAUGCGACGUAUGAGAGAGGGGUUGAAGUGGGAUGCUGGGGCCUGUGCAUCAACGCUGUCUCCUCUGCGCUCUAUUCAUAUGUGCAGAGGCUGCUCCUGCCAUAUAUUGGCCUGAAGGGACUGUACUUCCUUGGCUACUUUGUGUUUGGUUUGGGAACCGGUUUGAUCGGCCUGUUUCCAAACAUUGUGGCCCCACUGACGCUGUGCAGUGUAUUUGGAGUCAUGUCCAGCACUCUCUACACCAGGGAGGUGCAAAGGAAAUUGGGCAGUGAUGAACCAGCUCUUGAGGGCCGUGGCACUGGCAUGGACUGCGCAGCUCUUACCUGCAUGGUGCAGCUAGGUCAGGUCAUAGUGGGAGCUGGUCUUGGAGCCCUGGUCAAUCUAGCAGGCAAUUAA